This is a messenger RNA of Bombyx mandarina (wild silkworm), 820 nucleotides long. It is a transcript of the gene RpL15, whose product is annotated as ribosomal protein L15. Gene Ontology annotation, biological process: cytoplasmic translation. Gene Ontology annotation, molecular function: RNA binding; structural constituent of ribosome. NCBI's taxonomy places the organism in Eukaryota, Metazoa, Arthropoda, Insecta, Lepidoptera, Bombycidae. Gene Ontology annotation, cellular component: cytosolic large ribosomal subunit; ribosome. The record is from RefSeq and is a predicted model, not a curated record.
AAACUUCAUUUUAUGAUCUGUCUAUCGGUUUGUAAUUUGUAAACUCUGUGCACAGUUUAGUUUUCUUUUACGGUUUACCUGUGGGACACGCGAGACGUCUGCCACAGGCUGCUAAGAUGGGUGCCUACAGAUAUAUUCAGGAGUUGUAUAGGAAAAAACUGAGCGAUGUUAUGCGUUUUUUGUUGCGUGUGAGGGUAUGGCAGUACCGUCAGUUGACUCGUAUGCACCGCGCUCCCAGGCCCACAAGGCCGGACAAAGCCCGAAGACUAGGCUACCGUGCUAAACAAGGUUAUGUUGUAUUCAGAAUCCGUGUGCGACGUGGUGGCCGCAAGCGUCCAGUUGCUAAGGGUGCCACUUAUGGCAAGCCCAAGAGCCAUGGUGUCAACCAGUUGAAGCCCACGCGCAACCUUCAAUCCAUUGCUGAGGAGCGUGUUGGCCGUCGUUGCGGUGGUCUCCGUGUGUUGAGCUCUUACUGGGUUGCACAAGAUUCUUCAUACAAGUAUUUCGAGGUUAUCCUCGUGGACCCAUCACACAAGGCCAUUCGUCGCGAUCCUAAGAUCAACUGGAUCGUGAAUGCUGUACAUAAGCAUCGUGAGAUGCGUGGUCUGACUUCGGCUGGUCGCAGCUCCCGAGGUCUCGGCAAGGGACAUAGAUAUUCUCAAACAAAGGGAGGCUCACGCCGGGCAGCUUGGCUGAGACGCAACACUCUUCAACUACGUCGCAAACGAUAAACAUCUAUCUAAAACUGUCAGUGACUUUCCAUUUGCUUAUUUUUGUAUGCAGAUGGAAAGCCAGUGGGAUAAUAAAAUAUUAUUGCUAA